Saccoglossus kowalevskii is the source of this 1875-nucleotide messenger RNA. Its product is annotated as putative ammonium transporter 2. Gene Ontology annotation, cellular component: plasma membrane. Gene Ontology annotation, biological process: ammonium transmembrane transport; ammonium homeostasis. The record is from RefSeq and is a predicted model, not a curated record. Gene Ontology annotation, molecular function: ammonium channel activity. Lineage: Eukaryota; Metazoa; Hemichordata; Enteropneusta; Harrimaniidae.
AUGGAGAACGCAACUGAUUCAAUCACAACGUAUGAGACGGGGACUAUAGAGGAAGUCCAAGACGAAAGAGGGUGGGACGAUGCAACGUGGAUUUUGACGAGCGCGUUUAUUAUAUUCACCAUGCAAUCAGGAUUUGGGCUUUUGGAAUCUGGUUCGGUAUCAAAAAAGAACGAAGUAAACAUCAUGGUUAAAAAUGCCAUUGAUGUGAUAUUUGGUGGAUUGUCAUAUUGGAUGUUCGGCUACGGAAUAAGUUUUGGGAACGACGCCGGUUCAAAUGCGUUUAUCGGGAUAGGUUAUUUUUUUGUAGACGAUACAGACGAAAAUAUGAUGGGCACUCUGUUUUCCAGUUUCUUUUUCCACACUUCGUUCGCAACAACGGCGACGACUAUAGUCAGUGGAGCCAUGGCGGAACGCACCAAACUCGAAAGUUAUAUUCUGUUUUCAUUUUUGAACACAUUUGUUUACGCGUUACCAACGCGAUGGGUCUGGGCGACUUCGGGGUGGCUGAAUAAAUUAGGGGCUGUAGAUAUCGCAGGGGCAGCGUGCGUGCAUCUAUCUGGUGGAGUCACUGGGUUGGUAGCGACGUUGGUACUGAAACCAAGAACAGGCAGAUUUGAGGGAAAGGCGAUUCCACCUAAAAUGGGUAUGCCAACGAAUGCUAUUUUUGGCAUGUUUAUGCUCUGGUGGGGCUGGUUAGGUUUCAACUGUGGUAGUACUUAUGGAAUUACCGGCGGAAAAUGGAAAUUGGCGGCAAGGUCUGCUGUAACAACUAUCACAUGUUCCAUUGGCGGCGGAACCGUGGGGAUAUUUUUAAGUUAUAUUCUGAAGAAAAGAAAAUUUGAUAUACUGUAUUUAAUAAAUGGAGUGCUUGGGUCGUUAGUAUCAGGCACCGCUAUAUGUGCGUUGGCCCGUCCCUGGGAAGCGUUGUUGAUUGGUGGGAUCGGUGGUAUCAUAUCAUGCCUUGGUGGCGAAUUGAUAGCUAAGAUGAAGAUAGACGAUCCAGUGGGUGUUGUACCUGUUCACGCAAUGUGUGGACUCUGGUCGCUUAUUGCUGUUGGUCUAUUCGUCCGUAUUGACAGACUAGAAGUAACGGUUUCAAUGCGUUUUUUUUAUUCAGGGCUGUUUUAUGGUGGUGGUUUGUAUAUGCUCGGGAUCCAGCUUCUCGCGGGAGUUGUAAUUACAGUGUGGACCGUCGCAACGUCGUAUAUUUGUCUCAAAAUACUUGACUUGACUCUGGGUUUGCGCAUGACCCUGCAGGAAGAGAUAUUGGGGGCAGAUCUCGUGGAGCAUAGUCUUAACGGCUCAUACGACAAAGCCACUGGCGAGUUACGAAGUGUUGAGGGUGAUCUAAUUGAAAUCGUCAAAUCUAACGGCGGUGCUUUUUACAAUGACGAGUUGAAAAAGUUGUCAGACGCCGUUGCUAUGCGAAUGCCGCGGGAGAUGUUUGCCUCCGUCUGUACACUGGGCCACGGCUCAGGUACCUAUUCCAACGGCGAAAUCAUCCACAUUGAUAAUGAUUUCGUCCCUGUCACGAGAGACAGACAUAAACUCAGCGUUGCAACUAUCAGUAGUCUUCGCCGAGUCACCCCCAUUGAAGAUAUGUCGUCGAUAGUUUCGUUCCGUAGCACAGUCACGAAGAACCCGACCAUGGAAUCACAUCCCACCAGAAACAGCUUAACGCUUGUAAACAAAGAUGUAAACACAGCGGAAGUGACGCAGGGCGACCCCAGCAUUUUGGCUAUCCCGGUUACUACUUUACCUCCCCUGUUGCUACCCGAUAAUAAUGGGGAAACUAAGACCGAACAAGAAACUAAGGCAUGUGUUACAGAAGUGGUUGGUACUCCAGGCGAUACAUUCGGGCAUACGGAAAACUAA